Messenger RNA from Dunckerocampus dactyliophorus (ringed pipefish), 4833 nucleotides. It is a transcript of the gene slc22a17, whose product is annotated as solute carrier family 22 member 17. Gene Ontology annotation, biological process: transmembrane transport. The transcript is spliced from 10 exons. NCBI's taxonomy places the organism in Eukaryota, Metazoa, Chordata, Actinopteri, Syngnathiformes, Syngnathidae. Gene Ontology annotation, molecular function: transmembrane transporter activity. Bases 499 to 2241 code for a protein of 580 amino acids. Gene Ontology annotation, cellular component: membrane. The record is from RefSeq and is a predicted model, not a curated record.
CAGCCGAAGUUUGUCGAAGUGGUGUCGCCGUCGGCGAAGGCUCACAACACACAUGCAGUUUUCCAGACGCUCUUUGUCCGCCACCGGCUGGAUGACGACACUCUUUCCUCUCAGGUGCCGUCGCUCACAAUCCGACUAUGUCAUCUUCUUUCAAAUCGGCACCGAAUUUUGAACGGGAAUAAUUAAAAAAAAAAAAAAACAGCGAGGAGGAAGGAGCGUCCAGCCCGGCGAGCUUCUUCUUCAUCAUCAUCAUCAUCACAGCUGCUGCCAGUGUUAGCUACAGCACAAGUACAGCGUCCUAGUGUGUGCGUGUGCGUGUGUGCUUUUACCGUUGUUUUUAUAACACAGUAAUGUCGUUUCCUGCUGGACUACCACACAAAACUACUCUGUGGAGCGUCUCACUCCGCAAUGUUUGGACGAGACAAAGCAGCACACAAAUAACACCACCAUUAUAAAGGAGAUCCUUGCAACACCUCUACGGUACCAUCAACCACCAUCAUGACAUCGCCAGACUCGCCACCUCUGGUGUCCCCUUCCCCAUGCCCCGCUCCACCUCCGUCGCUCCCCACCUCCCCGGUGCCGUCCUCCCCGGCCCCGUCCUCUUCCUCCCUCCCAGCCCCGCCCUCGCUGCCUCCCACGGGAGAGGUGAUGGUUCUUGCUCUGGGCAGGAAGAAGCAGAGGGUCCUGAUUGCUCUGUCCAUCCUGCCCAAUCUCUUCCUGGCUUUCCUGUUAUCGUCCGACCCCCUCAUCACCCUAUCCUCGCCGCACUACUGCCACCUGCCGGGGCCGGCCCCGUCCCCCGAGGUGCUGAACGCCUCCCUGCCCUGGGAUAAGGGCUUGAGGCCUGGUGACGGCGGGGGGUUGUCCCAGUGUAGGCAGUACGCCAACGGGAGCCAGUCGGAUGUAGUGGACUGCCAGGCCGGCUGGGACUACAACAUCACAGAAGGGCUGAGGAACAACAUUGUUACGGAGUGGGAUCUUGUGUGUGCUCGCUACUGGCUGGUCCCUGUGGAGGAGGUGUGCUUCAUUCUGGGGGUACUGACCGGAUGUCUUGGAUUGGGAUUUGCUGCUGACAGAAUUGGCCGCUCCAAGACCUUGCUGACGUCACUCACCCUGUCGGUGGUGUUUGGCGUUCUGGUGUGCGUGUCCCCGUACCCCUCCAUCUUCAUUGUCAUGCGCUUCUGUCUAGCGGCAGCUACCGCUGGAGUCUACCUAACCCUGUACAUCUCUCGCCUGGAGCUGUGCGAGCCGUCUUUGAGGCUGAUAGCCACCAUGCUGGGGGGGCUGACGACUGUUGCCGGGGAGCUGCUGCUGCUGGCUGUGGCCCUUGGCUGCCAGUCCUGGAGGGGUCUGCUGGGGGCCGGUGCCGCCCCACUAACGCUCUUCCUCAGCUACGGCAUUCCUGGAGUUUUUCCAGAGUCACCUCGCUGGCUUCUGCUGUCUGAGCGGCACGGCGACAUGAACUCCUUCAGUGAGAGGAGAAACUCCGGCAGAGAUGCAAGGGACGACGAGAGCUUCACAGAGCUGGAUUCUGAGACGACGCCCCCCUCACGCCCCCGCCUCUCCUUCCCUGAGCUCCUCCAUAGCAGGAAUAUCUGGAAGAACCUCUGUGUGCUGGGCUUCACCUCAUUCAUCUCCCACGGCAUCAGCCACUGCUACAGCUCUUUCCGAGGUGACGUCAGAGGCACGGCCCCCAGCUUCUACUGGACGUACCUGCUCUCCGUGUGCGCGGGGGGCGGUGCCUGGCUGUUGCUGUGGGCGACGGUAAACAGGUGCGGUCGCCGCGGCAUCCUGCUGCUCUCCAUGACGAUGACGGGCCUGGCUUCCUUGAUCCUCUUAGGACUCAUGAAGUAUCUGAGUGAGACGGCCAUCACUGUGUUCUCCGUGAUGGGUCUCUUCUCCUCCCAGGCCACCGCCUCCCUCUGUGUCCUCUUCACGGCAGAGAUCAUGCCCACCGUCAUCAGAGGGACUGGCGUGGGCGCCGUGCUGGCCCUGGGCUGCGUUGGCCGCCUCAGCUCCCCACUCAUGGACCUGAGGAACCACUACGGCUACUUCCUGCACCACGUGGUCUACUCCUCCCUGGCCCUGCUGGCCGUCUUGUCCAUCCUGCUGCUACCCGAGAGCAAGAGGAAGCCGCUGCCGCAGACGCUGGCUGACGGGGAGCAGUACCGACGCCCUCCGCUGGGCAGGAGGAGGCGGGACAACGUGCCGCUGCUGGCCACGCCCAACCCAGAGACUUAAACGAGAGGCGAGGACACGUGCAAUCCCACAUUUUACGUGCAUUCAUGAACUAAAGGCGAUGAGGCUUUAACACGUGAUCAUCUUUCUCAUCAUCUCUCAUCAGCACUGAGAUACUUCCUACUCGUCUUGUCAGAUCUAGUUUUCUAUGCUUUCAUGCAAGUGAGCACAUGUCUCAGAUGUCCACUCCUAAGGUGUUGUAAAUACUUUUCUUGACAGGAAGAUGUACGCUAUGCAGAGGAGAGGAGCACUUCGGAAAUUCAAAAGGAGACACUUUUACUGCACUACUCGAUCAGUAUUAGGAGUCAAAUUCAAGUCCCUCAAGCAAAAAUGUAGACGCCUGGCCUGGAGCUGGAGUAUUUAUAUCAAAUUUAAGUUGUUACGAUGACUCAAAUCAGCCUUAAAAAGGAAUAUUAUGGUUAUGGUUUGGGCAUGGAGGAAACUGCAACAUUCCUAUCUGCAUGUCUGGAAGCACUUGAAGGCCUUUUUUAGUGUUUAGUACCUCUUUAGAUGACCAGUCUCAGCCAGAAGCGCUUAGAUGGGUAUGAGUAAAAGCAGAGUAGAAGCUUUAACGGUGACUAAUAUGAGCAUAACGCUGAAUGUCUGUCGAUGCUGUAGAGAGGGCCCCAUGAUGAAGCUGCAGCGUAGCUAAAGAAGGGCCCUCGGAGCUCCUCAUUGUAUUCCAUGGACUUCUUCCUCAUGAUGAAUGUCAACAUAUGCUGAUGUGCUCAGGUCGUUGUCUAGAUCAGGCGUGGGCAAAGCGACGGGAGUUGCAAUGCUAUUUUUAAACUAGUUUCUGAAACUAAAGGCGCCGUGCUUUCCGGUGAUAUGCAUGUCAUUACAUAAAUCCGGGGGUGUCCAAAGUGUGGACCGGGGGCCAUUUGUGGCCCACAGCUGUUUUGUAUUUGGCCUGCGGCACAUUUAAAAAAUAUAAAUUAACAAGAAAACUAAAAAAAAAAACGACAGCAAAAAGGGAAAAGUCAGCAGUAAUUUUCCAAGAAUAAAGUAAAAAUUUUUAAGAGAAAAAAGUUGUGAGGGUUUUUUUAAGGUGUAUAAAAUGAGGUUGUAGAAAAUUUCUAAUGUUACAAGAAUAAAGAAUAAAAAAUUGUGGGAAUAAAUUCAUAUUUAUGAAAAUAAAUGUACAAGAAGAAAGUUGAAAUUGUGGAAAAAAACUGCAGAAAUGGAAAAACCAGCUGUAAUUUUAAGAGAAUUAAGUCAAAUUAUUAAGAAAAAAAGUUGUAUUCUAAUAAGAAAAAAAGUCAAUUUUACCAGAAUAAACUUUUUCCAAAUAUUAUGUGGAAUAUUAUGUAGUAGCAUAGAGGUAAAAUAUUAAAGAAAAAAUGUUUGUUUUUAAGUCGUAAUAUUAUGAGAAAGGGUGAAGUUCAUACUAAUACGCUUUUUCACCUACAGUAUAUCACAAAGCUGCAAUGCCAUUUUUUUCCACAUCUCUCUAACUUCUGAGCAUAUCUACAUGUGUUUACUACAAGUAAAUAUCAAAGUGGCCCUUGCAUCCUUUCAUUUUUCACUAUGUGGCCCUCGCUGGACAAAAGUUUGGACACCCCUGGUCUAGGUUGUGCACAGAGGAGUAAUGUAGACUUGAGGGGACGCUUAAUUAAAAGGGAAUUCUCCUUCAUAUUCCUCACAUUUUACUACUUCCGUCUAACACACUGCUGAUUCUCAGCGCUCAGAUCAACUUAACUCUGGUAAUGUUGCGUCUGAAAACACUUAUGAUUGUUCAAUGAUUGACCCAAUUAACUGUGUGACCUGAUUCCACGUCCAAUAAAACCGGUUACAUGAACAUUUGGACUCUUUGCUAAUCAUGUUGGACCUCAACCAAACCAGCGUAAUUACAGUUUGUGCUUUGUUGAAGGAAUGUUAAAUGACCUGGCACAAUGUUACUUACACCUGGAUAAGGUAAUGCAUCACCUCAGCAAUUCUACACCACUCUAUCACAACAAUAACCUCUCUGAAAAUUGCACCCAAAAACUGAGCUUUUUCAUAAAAUGUUUUAAUACACAUCCUCAUUAGAUGUUACAGACGUAUCUAAUUCAUGAAGUGUAUGCUACUACUACUACUACUACUACUACUACAUGCUAUGAAGGUAAAAAAAGAAGCCAGAAAAAAAAGAAAAUGGGCAUGUGCAACCCUUAAGAGAUCAUAAUUUACUGUACUAUGUUGCUUGAAUUGCCUGAAAAUUGCAAAGCUCUAACAAAGCAGACACAUUUGUUCCUAACAAUUGUUUUUACCCUCAAUGUAUCUUAACAUGAACGAAUGCAAGCCUUUAUGUUAAGAUUACUGACUUUCAAUUUGACUUUUUCCCAUUCAACGCAUGCAGCAAAAUUUCUUCCACAGUUUUCUGCAAAGGUGGCUUACGAUUGAACUAAUAACUGCUGAUGGUGGAUAAUGGUGUGUAGGUAAAAAAAAGUAUGUGUUAUUAUUUCUUUAUUUAAUUUUGUAUUUUAUUUAUUAUUUAUUUAUUCGUUUGUUUGUUUUUUUUUUAAAACAAAAACAGUAAUGGUUAAGAUCCCCCAAAAAUAUAAUUUGAUAUUUACAUUUCAAGCUGACGACUGGCUCAUUUAAUGUGUAAAAAUUAUG